This is a messenger RNA of Vicia villosa (hairy vetch), 1225 nucleotides long. Its product is annotated as NADP-dependent D-sorbitol-6-phosphate dehydrogenase-like. Gene Ontology annotation, molecular function: aldose-6-phosphate reductase (NADPH) activity. Lineage: Eukaryota; Viridiplantae; Streptophyta; Magnoliopsida; Fabales; Fabaceae. The transcript has 6 exons. The record is from RefSeq and is a predicted model, not a curated record. Bases 41 to 970 code for a protein of 309 amino acids.
GUCAAUAAUGGAGUUUCAGACGUGAGAGGAAGAGGGGGAAAUGGCGAUAACACUGAACAAUGGCUUCAAGAUGCCAAUAAUCGGACUUGGAGUUUGGCGAAUGCAAGGACAAGAAAUCAAAGAUCUUAUUAUCAAUUCAAUCAAAAUCGGUUAUCGUCAUUUCGAUUGUGCUGCCGAUUACAAGAACGAAACUGAAGUUGGAGAAGCGCUUAAAGAAGCUUUUGACACUGGACUUGUGAAGAGGGAAGAUCUUUUCAUUACCACCAAGCUAUGGAACUCUGAUCAUGGACACGUUGUUGAGGCUUGUAAGGAUAGUCUUAAGAAGCUUCAGUUAGAUUAUCUCGAUUUAUAUCUUGUUCACUUUCCGGUAGCCACAAGGCACACUGGGGUUGGUACUACUGAUAGUGCUUUGGGUGAAGAUGGUGUCCUGGAUAUUGAUACAACCAUAUCCCUGGAAACUACAUGGCAUGCAAUGGAAGGUCUUGUUUCAACGGGCUUGGUUCGCAGCAUAGGGAUCAGCAACUAUGAUAUCUUUCUGACUAGAGAUUGUUUAGCAUACUCCAAGAUAAAGCCUGCUGUGAAUCAAAUCGAAACUCAUCCAUACUUCCAGCGUGAAUCUCUAGUUAAAUUUUGUCAGAAGCAUGGAAUUUGUGUAACAGCCCACACUCCACUGGGAGGUGCUGCAGCUAACACAGAAUGGUUUGGUACAGUCUCAUGUUUGGAUGACCAAGUUCUCAAAGGUCUGGCUGAAAAAUACAAAAAGACUGCUGCCCAGAUUGCUCUUCGCUGGGGAAUUCAAAGGAACACUGUUGUCAUUCCUAAAACAUCGAAACUGGAUAGAUUGAAAGAGAACUUCCAGGUAUUUGAUUUUGAGUUGUCUAAAGAGGACGCAGAUCUCAUCAGUAAUAUGGACAAGAAAUAUCGAACUAAUCAACCGGCCAAGUUCUGGGGCAUAGACCUUUACGCUUGAGAAUGUUCUUCUUUUCUAAGCAUGUAUCACGGACCUCAAAUAUUCAAGAAAACAUCAUGGCCGUUCAACUUUGACACUUGUAUUGACAUUUUGAUUUGGCAUAUUCUAAUCUUUUGGGUCCUCCAUUUUAGUUGAUUUAAUGAACUAUGCUUGGUAACGAAUGUAGAAUUAUCUACCACUCUUAUGAAAAAAAUUGGACUAAAUGAGAGAAAAUCUAGAAUAUUUUGUUACUUAAUAUACUUAUCCAUUUCUUUA